UUCUGCAUGAUUGUGAAAUGUGAAAUAAAAAAAUACAUACAUUUUUUAAAUUUAUUAUUACCUAUUACAAAAUAAGAAGCUGCAGGUAUACUUUUAAGAAUAUUAUUUAGUAAUCCCCUUGUAAUAAUACCAAAAUGGGUGAGCGUAAGGGACAAAACCUAUACUAUCCCCCUGACUAUGAUCCUAAAGUUGGGGGGUUAAACAAAUUCCAAGGGACUCAUGCCCUCCGGGAAAGAGCCAGGAAACUCCACAUGGGUAUCUUAAUUAUAAGAUUUGAGAUGCCAUACAACAUAUGGUGCGAUGGCUGUCAAAACCAUAUUGGAAUGGGUGUUCGUUAUAAUGCUGAGAAGAAGAAAAUUGGAAUGUACUACAGUACUCCCGUUUAUCAAUUUAGAAUGAAAUGCCACUUGUGUGACAAUCACUUUGAAAUCAAGACUGAUCCUGGAAAUUUAGACUAUGUUAUAGUUUCUGGAGCAAGACGUCAAGAAAAUCGCUGGGAUCCAACUGAUAAUGGCCAAAUUGUUCCUGAAACAAAAGAAACGCAGAAGCGGCUAUUUGAUGAUGCUAUGUUCAAGUUGGAACAUAAAACUGGUGAUGUGGAUCUCAGUAAAUUGGAUAAGCCAAGGCUUGGAAAACUUGUUGGUAGAAAUGAAACCGUUUGGAAAGAUGAUUAUGAAGCUAAUUGCUCUUUGCGUAGGAUUUUUAGGAAAAGAAGGAAGGAACUAGAAGAAUCAGCAAUUAGUGAUGGUCUACUUCUAAAUAAAUCAUCACUUGACAUUAAUUUACUACCAGAAAAUGAGGAAGAUAGAAAUCUUGCAUCACUGCUUGCUCUACGACCAUCCCGGAGUAUCGAAGAGAGUCACAAAAAUGUACGGAAUAAGAUCUUGAAUAGUCCAGCAUUACCCAGCUCUAGUGGACUUAUAACAAGCUUUGGAGGAUUAAAAAAAGAAGAAUCGCUUAGCAAAAAUUCUUCACUUACGAGAAAUAUCCUAGGUAUCACUGUCAAGAGAAAUAAGGAAGGUACUACAGAUUUGUGUUCUACAGAGAAGAAAGCUGAUGAAAAUACUAAGGAGGAUAUUAAAUUAUCAGAUAAAUGUAAAAAUAAGGUAGUUAAUAGUAAUAAUAAUAGAGAAAUGUUAAAAGAGAAUAGAACAAUAUCUUUAGUAGGGGAUUACGGAUCUAGCGGAGAAAGUUCAGAUGGAUAAUAGUAAUAAUAAAUAGUUAAUAUUAUGUAAUUACCAGAAAAAUGUAACUUAACCUAUUGCUGAUACUGUCCUGUUUAAGAAAAGAAAAAUAUGCAAAUCAAAAUGAAAAAAAAUCCAGCUUGAUACUUAGAUUGACAACAAUUUGAUCCUGUGGGAGGCCAUCACUACUGUCGAUAUUUGCGGGAAGAAUAACACUCGGAGUCCACAUUUGUAAUGUCUGUAUUUUCUAAUUUCUUAACUAUUUAUACAACUUAUGUGCUACAUGAUUACUGGAUAAAAUAUGUACACCAAUUAAAAACUAAGUUUGUCGGACCAAUCCGGAAGAGACACUAAUUAAUAGUUAAUUAUAAUGAGAGUGAGUGAGAGGUGAUUUCCUCUGUCACACAUUCUUGCGCGUUCCGCACGAUAUGCUGUUUAUGACCUCCGAUAAUCCUAUAAGAGUUCUAUUUUAAUCUGGUAGUGAGGAACCCUAAAAAUUAUCCCACAAAAACCUAAUUACUGGUUGAUUGUUAUAAAUAUAUGCAAUAAACUAACCUACACUUACUUCCCAGCUACAGUCUAGAUAUUAAAAAAUUGACUCAAAGUAUUUUGCUUGUACAAAAUGUUGUGUACAUAUAUUUUUUACAGGAUGUUUUAAAAUUAUAUGUUACGUGCUUUUUCUGAUAAUUACAAAAUAACCAUGUAUAAUGGAGAAGUGAUAAGUAUUUAUCUUAUGAAAC
Messenger RNA from Papilio xuthus (Asian swallowtail), 1924 nucleotides. RefSeq names its product coiled-coil domain-containing protein 130 homolog. Gene Ontology annotation, biological process: mRNA splicing, via spliceosome. NCBI's taxonomy places the organism in Eukaryota, Metazoa, Arthropoda, Insecta, Lepidoptera, Papilionidae. The record is from RefSeq and is a predicted model, not a curated record. Gene Ontology annotation, cellular component: U2-type spliceosomal complex; post-mRNA release spliceosomal complex. The transcript is spliced from 4 exons. The coding region runs from base 135 to 1205 and encodes 356 amino acids.